AGUUCCAUUUGUGUCCACUGUAGAAUUUCUAAUGAUUGAGCUACAUUGUGCUUCGAUUAAUGUUUGUCAGUUGAGUGAUUUUUUAGUUAUUUACUUAGUUUUCAGAGAAAGAACAGUAUUGCAUAUAAAAUUGUACGUCUUCUGAAGUGAGAUAUAAUUUCAUUUGUGCUUGUGAUUGAAAAUGUGUAAUGAAAAUAUAAAUUGAUGUUAUUAUGUGGCGGAACACUCUCUGUAAUUAUGAUUGUAUAUAUUAAUUAACACUGCGUGUAUGAUAUAACACAAUGGUGGCACAAUAUGUUUGAACGUGUUUGAUAACUGUUGAAAAAAUUGUUAGUUUUUAUUUAUGACAUAUUACAUAAGGUGUACGCAGUUCCUGGAAAGUUCCAAAGGAAUAGUAAAACAACAGCAAAGACACAUCCACUGGUGAAAACAUGCGCAUGUGUGAAAAUGCGGGAUGAUGCACUUUUGUAGUACGUCCUAUGAGGAAAAUAUUGUGUGAAUCAUGGUAUCUUCAGAAGUCCCGCAGAAUGGAACUACCGUGGAACUGAUUUAUUUAACCUUCUGGGACAAAGUAGCCAUUUCUGCCGGGGCGGUCGGAUUCCUUUUGUUAAUAUCGAUGUGUAUGGUGUGUUUUCUGUGUCCCGAAUGUUUCUGUCAUGGCUUCUGCUUUGGUGAGGACGAUCCAGAGGAGAAAAAGAAGAAACAGUCAAAGAACAAGAAGUUCGGUUCUCAGAAAUCGACGUCAAGCAAGAGUAGUUACGGGUCUACCGAAUCCGACUAUUUCUACAGUGCACCGCCCCCUGACGCCACAGACUCCGGACCAAUCAAAUGGAAGCCUCUAGACAUUAUCAAAGAGCGCGAGCUCUCUGAUUGGUCAUCAGAUACCGGAAGUGGUCAAGAGGUUAUCAAGCUAGGAAAGAUGAAACGUAAAAGUUUGAUCAUUCAUGACACUCUACUAAAUGGUGAUGUCCAUGACGACCUAAAAAAGGCAGUAGAAGGCGGAAGCAUUGAUUUCUCUCUCAGUUACAGCGUGUCUGAGGAGAGAUUGACUAUCAAAAUACAGGAAGUCAAAAAUGUUCAAGUCGGUGAUGAGAAAACUUUGGUAUCGCCUUACGUUAAAGUCCGUAUCUACAAGACUCCGAAACAGUUUUUCACAUUUCGCGAGCAUUCCGAUAAAGGACCUGUGAUAAAUAAUUUAGAAAAAGAAUUUAAGACAAAAAUGCAUCGUCCCAGUGAAUGUCUAUCGUACAAAGAAAGUUUUGAGAUAGCCGUAGACUUGGAAACAUUGAAGUCGUUUACACUCCGUUUUCUUUUGUGUGACAUGGACAAGUUAUCACGUCACGUGAUUUUGGGCGAGACUUCAGUGAUUCUGAAAAAGACGGAGUUGUGGACAGUGCGAGAUCUGAAAUUCUCCGAGAAAUUUCGAAGCCCGGUGGAGGAGAAUCUAGGGACCAUAUCAGUAGGCCUGAGCUACUUACCCACAUCUGAGAAAAUGUACCUGUCUGUGGAGUCUAUAAAAGGGUUGAAGGUCAUGGACAAAAUGUCAGCUAGUACAGAUGCUUGCGUGAAAGUUUAUCUUAUGUAUGAAGGGAAACAACUCAAGCGAGUCAAGACCACCGUCAGGGCCUCCGACCUAAAUCCAGUAUUUAAUGAAAGCUUUUCAUUCGACGUUCCGAAUUCGGAAGUCGAGAAAGUCUACUUUUCAUUGGUGGUUUGUCACUAUGACGCAGAGACGAAAUCCAGCAAGAUCAUCGGUCGAGUGUACACUGGGAUGAACUUUGACACUGAUGCUCGCGAGCAUUGGUCCAGCAUGGUUCAAAAUCCUAGGAAAAAGAUUGUUACAUCAUAUAAGAUUAAAAACUAAACCACUUAGUCAUAGAUACAGUAAACUUCUUAAAGGUGGUCAGUCGUAUAUAGUAGAUAUAUUCGUUAGAAUGUUACACGUUAUAUUGGAGAUUCAUUUAGCAAACAAAACCUUUGGUGAUGUAUCUUCUAUCAUUUCUACAAACCAUGCAUUUAUCGUAUUCUAUUUAGAUUAGCAUGUCUAUAUUGAUGACGUAUUGUGUAAAUAUGGACGCUAGAAAUCUCUUAUGAUUCCGUUCGCUGACUGUGUAGUUAGCAGCGCUAGCGUUUAUUUAACCCUUAGCCUGCUGGCGGCAAGCCUUGAUAUUGCCUUUGCGACCAGUGCAGACCAAGAUCAGCCUGCACAUCUGUGCAGGCUGAUCAUGGUCUGCACUGUUCGCUAUUAAGUCAGUAAAUUUUCAGUGAACACCCCUUUACAUGAUAAGUGGUACUGCCCAGAUUGAAUGCUGGACCAGUCCAUUUUAGAAAUAUAGCAGGGUAAAGAUUAAGGUACUGGACCCUCAAUGACACUGGGCUAUUUCCGUAUAAUUACGUACUCUCGUUAUGCAGUUCGGCAUUCUUCGGACGUAAAUGUAACCGGACUCGCAAAUGAUUUUCCUUAACCCUUAGCCUGCUGCAGGCGAAUUUAACAGCCUUUGCAAACAGAUUGGAACCAGAUCAGACGCCGAUUAAAUCGGCGUCUGAUCAGGUUCCAAGCUGUUUGCUACUCUGACAAUAUUUCUUCCAAUUUUGGAGCAAAUUGAAUGAACUUUACAAUCUUAGCAGACGACAUUUUCAGCAGACGACAAUUUAUCUAGCAUGCUAAAGGUUAAAAACCGAUGAAUGCCGAAAAACGGAGUAUACGUAAAUUGCCGAAUGUCAUUACGGAAACCACUUCCUGUGUCGUGUAUGAUCUUGGUACUUUGAUGUACAGUAUAAGAGAAAGUAGACUUGCCAGCUUGACUUAAUAAAUAAUAUUUCUUUUUACCAUUUUACUCAAGGUUGUGGACUUGUAAUAACAAUCGGUAAAUAACGUGAGCCGCACCAUGAGAAAACCAACAUAGUGCAUUUGCGACCAGCAUGGAUCCAUGCUGUUCGCUAAUGGUUUCUCUAAUUGCAAUAGGCUUUGAAAACGAACAGCAUGGAUCCUGACCAGACUGCGCGGAUGCGCAGGCUGGUCUGGAUCCAUGCUGGUCGCAAAAGCACUAUUUUGGUUUUCGCAUGGCGCGGCUCAUAUUUCUUUUUACCAUUUUACUUAAGGGUGUGGAGCUGUAACAACAAUCGGCAAAUAACGUAUUCUUCAUAAACAAUUUCGUCAUUCUCCGCUUUUUUACGGAAAGCCAUGUUCGCGUCGAGUUAAAUUCAUGUCCGGAGAAUACCGAAUUCCCUUACGAAAAUACGUAAUCACACGGAAAUUGCCAGUGUCAUUACGGAUUACCUUAAUAGUGGUUCGGGAAUUGGCUGUGUCACCUGAGAGAUAAAAGACAUGGUUGCUGUAAAGGCCGAUACUAGUUAGUUUGAAAAUUAGUCCAAUCAAUCUCUUACACUGUAUAAAUUCCCUUUGAUCAUUGUCGGUACAGACAUGUUUCGGGGCAAUCGGGACCCAGGAUCGAAUCCCGAUGAAAAUUUUAUCUAUUUUAUAUAUUUAUUGUUAACAUGUUAUUUCAUGUACUGUACAGAUAAUUAUAACUUAUUCUAUGGCGUUGAAUUUAAUACAUUUUAACUUACCAUGUGCCUUAAUUUAGGAGCCACAAUAUAACAGUAGAGAUAUGUUACAUGAUUGAUUCCGUUUAGUCUUUGUAUGAUGUUGUUAAUGUGUUCUACAUUUGAAUAGAAUCUACUGUAUAAGCGGAAAAGUUCGCGAUGUGGAAAUGUUGGCGAAUUUCGCGAAUUCAACAAAUUCGCCAAAAUAUCAGCCAGCGUAGAUUUCUACGUUCGCCAGGACAAGUCAUAUUUACAGCCAAGAGAAGAUAAAUAAACUUAGCUUUGACGUUUCAGUUUUCUGUGAUUCCUGAAUAUUUUCGCUCGCGAAACGUCCGGAAACGGCAUUUGCGAACUUUUGACUCGCGAGUAUAUCCAUUUAUACAGUAUUUUCAUUACUUUAGUUAAUUAAAACCUCUUACUUGUGUUUUGUGCUUAAACUAAAUUUCGAAAACACAUGAUGCAUCAUUUAUUUGGCUUUUGUUUAAUACUGUAAAAUCAUUAUUGUUCGUGGAAGAUCAAUUUUCGUGGACUCUGUAAUUGAGUCAAUCUGCGAAAUUUAAUUCCACCGAAAAAAUAACUUUCCCUUUCAUUUUAUGUUCAGAAGUUGAAAUCCAAUUAUUCACGAUUCCACAAAGAAAGCCGUUUUCAUAUGCACGCACGCGCACGCGCGCACGCGUGCACGCACACAAAAAUCAUGCAAACGAAAUUAAGUGAUUCCAUAGUAAUAACCUUUGUAUUUUAUAAUAUCAGAUUUAAGCAUUGUUUGAAUUAUCAACAGUCAAAGCUUAAUCUCUGUUAGCAUUUACUUGUUAAACUGAUUUUUUUUUACAAAAUCAUUGGUUUUGUUCGCCCUCUGGUAUCUAUAGGAUUAUAGUUUAACAUAACCUGAAGGGAGGUAAUAAGACUGACUAACUUGUAAAGUGAAUUUUGUUAUCCUUCUUGUUAUAUACAUUAAUUUUGUUAUAUUUGAUCUUGUUAUGACAGUUAAUAUUUUAGGGCAAAUUUUAUCCUGUAUCAUAUGUGUUUAAUGUUGGUGUCAUUGUAUAAAACAUCCUAAUAAAUCAUGUCAUAUCA
Molecule: messenger RNA, 4620 nt
Organism: Mercenaria mercenaria
Lineage: Eukaryota; Metazoa; Mollusca; Bivalvia; Venerida; Veneridae
Product: synaptotagmin-1-like
Exons: 6
Coding region: 503-1864 (453 amino acids)
Biological process (GO): regulation of calcium ion-dependent exocytosis; cellular response to calcium ion; calcium-ion regulated exocytosis
Molecular function (GO): phosphatidylserine binding; SNARE binding; clathrin binding
Source: RefSeq, a predicted model, not a curated record